AUGCCGGUUGAGGUAGUAGGUCUGUUAGGGGCGGCCUCCUCGCUGCUGUCUGGAGGCAAAGCUGCUGCUGCUGCUGCACUUGCUGGUAGCAGCAAGCCAGCAGCAGCAGCUGGUUUAUCAUUUUUAAAGGGGGGAGGUGUGGGGCAUUUGCUGCAUGCAAAAGGAACUGCUGCUGCUGCUGCUGCUGUUGACGGUACAGCAGGGGGCUGUCAGCUGCUAGCUAGUGCUGUUAAGCACAGCAGCGCAGCAGCAGCAGGAUCUCCUCCUUCUAUCAGCACAGCAGCAGCAGCAGCAGCAAAAACAACAACAACUACAGCUUCGGUAGGUGGCAGCAGCACCACUCCCCCUGCAGCAGCAGCAGCAGCAACAGCACUCUCCACGAAGUCUGCUUCUGCAGCAGCAGCAGCAACAAAAGGACAUUAUUUUGCCCUCUCUAAAUCUACUGCUGCUAGGGGGGCCCCCCAUCCCCCAGGGGGCUCGACCCGCAUGGGUGGGGGCCCCACCAGGGGCCCAGGUGCGCAGACAGCCCAGCGUCCUGGCGUAGGUGGUGCAACCCCUCAUUCUGUUGCUGCAAAGGGUGGGGCCCCACAAGUGAAGGGUAAAGGGGGCCCCCCAUCUGGGGCCCCCGCGGGGCCCCCCUUACCAGGGGAGAAGAGCGUAACAGUAACAAGGGACUAUGCAGAGCAGACACCUGCAGGUAUAUUACAUCAUAUAACAAGAACAACAACAGAGUCAAUAGACACCCUAGAGCCGCAGCAGCAGCAGCUGCUGCAGUUGCUGCUGCCUGCUGCUCUCCUUCCCGCCUCCAGGGGAGGGUACCCUAGGGGAUCCGGAUGUACUGGAGGCCCACGGGAUGGGGGCCCUAGGGGCCCCGGGUGUACAGGGGGCCCCCGGGAUGGGGCUCCCUGUACAGGGGAAGAAGAGGCAGACACCGUAAGCUACAGCGGGUUACCAGCAGGACCACCGCCACAGAAGCAGCAACAACAGCAGCAACAGCAACAGCAACAGCAGCAACAGCAGCAGCAGCAGCAGCAGCAGCAAAAGAGACUCAUUAGCAGCAUAAACAGGAGACGAAGAGUCCGCCGCAGCACAAUCGUAAGAAGAUCGGAGACUUAUGGAUCUUUUCUUUAA
This is a messenger RNA of Eimeria maxima, 1131 nucleotides long. RefSeq lists its product as hypothetical. The transcript has a single exon. NCBI's taxonomy places the organism in Eukaryota, Apicomplexa, Conoidasida, Eucoccidiorida, Eimeriidae. The record is from RefSeq and is a predicted model, not a curated record. Bases 1 to 1131 code for a protein of 376 amino acids.